AUGCAAAAACCAACAAAAACAGGAUAUCUAUACAAGAAAGGCAUUAUUAAUAAGAAAUGGCAGAGAAGAUGGUUCUCUCUUGGUGCUGACAGUAAGCUAAACUAUCACAAGACACAACAUGAUAAGAAUUAUAGAUCAAUACCUUUAGAACAAUCUAUUGUAAAUGUUUGCACAGAUAUAAAUAGUAUUCAGAGUGAAUUUGGUUUCGUUAUAAUUACACCACAGAGAAUCUUUUAUUUGUAUGCCGAGAGUAAGUUGGAUCUCGACGAUUGGUUGAGGAAAUUGGCGACACACUCUAAUUUGGAUUCAGAGAAUCUGUUGAUGGAACAGGCAGAGAAUUCAAUAAGAGAGAGUAUGACUAGACGUUCGAAUCUCGAAGACGAACUACUGAGAAAGAAAGAUAGUAUAUUCCAACACUUGACAAUGCCUGUUUAUCAUCCUCUUACACCUAUGACAUCGUCGUCAUCAUCGAAUACAUCGACAAACAACUCAUCGACAACAGCAACUACUACAACAUCAACAGCAGCAGCAUCUUCUUCAUCCUCGACAACAAAAAUAACAACAACAACAGCAUCAACUACUAAUGGCAGUAGCAACAACAACAACAACAACAAUAAUUCAACAUCACCAUCAUCAAAGUCAUCAUUCACAACAGCACACCCAACACUUAAAAAGACAUCACAACAACAAUCGUCGUCAUUAUCAUCAUCGUAUCAUAGGUAUUCAAGUUCUUUUAUUGAAACAACAUUGAAACCAUCAUCUUUUUCAUCUUUUUCAUCCGAACGAGGUAAUGAUAAUAGUAAUAAUAAUAAUAAUAAUGCAACAACAACAACAACAACGACGACAACAUCCACUCCAAAAACAGAUGAUUCAUCUUCAUUAGAUAAAGGAAAUGAAAAGCAUUCUGCCAAUUUAAAGUUAUUUGAACAAAUGAAUAAUACUAAAUACAACAUCAACAACAACAACAACACAAAUAUAGAUAAUCAUAUUCUAAGUAUUAAUAGUGACCAUUCUAUAAACAACGGUAAUCAUAGCGAUACAAAUAAUAAUAAUAAUCACAAUAUUAGUACAAAGAAAUCGAGAAGUUUUAGUUUUAGUUUUAAAAAGAAAACUGUUAUACCUUCAUAA
Molecule: messenger RNA, 1128 nt
Organism: Heterostelium album PN500
Lineage: Eukaryota; Evosea; Eumycetozoa; Acytosteliales; Acytosteliaceae
Exons: 2
Coding region: 1-1128 (375 amino acids)
Source: RefSeq, a predicted model, not a curated record